Messenger RNA from Phalaenopsis equestris, 1873 nucleotides. Its product is annotated as probable LL-diaminopimelate aminotransferase, chloroplastic. Gene Ontology annotation, molecular function: pyridoxal phosphate binding; L,L-diaminopimelate:2-oxoglutarate transaminase activity. Bases 157 to 1524 code for a protein of 455 amino acids. NCBI's taxonomy places the organism in Eukaryota, Viridiplantae, Streptophyta, Magnoliopsida, Asparagales, Orchidaceae. The transcript is spliced from 10 exons. Gene Ontology annotation, cellular component: chloroplast. The record is from RefSeq and is a predicted model, not a curated record.
UAAUUUCUCCUUUGAAACACCCCCGAAAGUUAGCUUUCCAUUUCCUCCACUGGCCGUACCUCCAUUUUUUGAGAUAUUAUAGGGUUCAGUCUCAGACGUGCCGCGGUGACAAAGGAGUAGCAGGCGGCUGCAGGAAGGACAUAGAAGCCAAGCAAAAUGUCGUCGGGGAUUUCUCCGUGCUGGUCUUCUUUGCUAGGCCAUGAUUAUAGCGUCGCCUCCAGGUCGCAGAAGUUUUCCCUUCGAAGCGGAACACCAAAGUUCCUCAACUGUGUUGCCACCCCGCCAACUGAGACGACUGCUUACACCACAAAGGUUCAACGCAAUGCAAAUAUGGAAAAGCUCCGAGCUGGCUAUUUAUUCCCUGAGAUUGCCAGAAGAAGAGCAGCCCACAUUUCAAAGUAUCCUGAUGCACAAGUGAUAAACCUUGGCAUUGGUGACACCACCGAACCCAUUCCAGACGUUAUAACUUCUUCUAUGGCCAUGAGAGCACAUGCACUUUCCACUGUUGAAGGUUAUAGUGGUUAUGGAGCUGAACAAGGUGAUAAGCAACUGAGGGCAGCCAUUGCUUCAACAUAUUAUGGUGCUUUUGGUAUUGAGGAAGCUGAUAUAUUUGUUUCAGAUGGGGCAAAAUGCGAUAUUUCUCGCCUUCUGCUGCUUUUUGGAGCUAAUGUGAAGAUAGCAGUGCAAGAUCCAUCAUAUCCGGCAUAUGUUGAUUCAAGUGUUAUUAUGGGACAAACAGGCUUAUUCCAGAACGAUAUUGAGAAGUAUGGAAAUAUUGAGUAUAUGAGAUGCUCACCAGAGAAUGGUUUUUUUCCUGAUCUAUCAACUGUAUCACGGGCAGAUAUUAUCUUUUUCUGUUCACCGAAUAAUCCCACUGGGUCUGCAGCAUCUAGAGAUCAGCUGACAAAACUGGUGCAGUUUGCCAAAGAAAAUGGAUCUAUUAUCAUAUAUGACUCUGCUUACGCCAUGUAUAUAUCUGAUGACAGCCCGAGGACAAUCUUUGAAAUUCCUGGAGCAAAGGAGGUUGCCCUCGAGAUAUCAUCCUUCUCCAAAUACGCUGGAUUCACCGGUGUUCGCCUCGGCUGGACUGUUAUUCCCAAGCAGCUUCUUUUCACCGACGGAUUCCCGGUCGCCAAGGACUUCAAUCGCAUCGUCUGCACCAGCUUCAAUGGUGCAUCCAAUGUCGUCCAAGCCGGAGGGCUGGCUUGUCUCUCCCCAGAUGGUUUAAAGGCCAUGGAGACUGUGGUUAGCUUCUACCAAGAGAACGCCAAUAUACUCAUCGACACCUUCGCUUCACUUGGUUUUAAAGUCUAUGGAGGAAAUAAUGCUCCAUAUGUUUGGGUUCAUUUUCCUGGGAGAAGCUCGUGGGAUGUUUUCGCCGAGGUCCUGGAGAAAACCCACCUGGUGAUGACGCCGGGAAGCGGAUUUGGACCUGGGGGUGAAGGCUUUAUGCGGGUUAGCGCCUUUGGACACCGGGAGAAUGUGCUAGAAGCUUCUAGGAGAUUGAAACAUCUUUUCAAGUAAAUCUGGAGGUGCAGUGGUGUUCUUCCUUGCAGUGAUGCUUCUAAGCAAUUCUUAAAGCUGCCAUUUAGGGAUCAUUCUCUCCUCUCAACCAAGAGCUUGAUUUUUAUUGUUGGCAGAUCAUACUUUGUAGGGUACAAUUGCAGUUUGUUUGAAAAUUUUGAGGUGUGUUUUGCUUUGGAUGUUUGGUAGCUUUUUUUGGGUUUGAAGGAUCAUCGAACUUAUCAGCGAACUUUAUGAUUAGUGUUAAUUUGGAAAUGAAAAUAUAUUUUUGAAAGUUGAAGACAGAUCUAGUAGUGUAACAUCAGCGUAUAACCUAACGGAUAGAUUAUUGAAGUGGAUCAUUCUAUCA